Molecule: messenger RNA, 468 nt
Organism: Hydatigera taeniaeformis
Lineage: Eukaryota; Metazoa; Platyhelminthes; Cestoda; Cyclophyllidea; Taeniidae
Source: the annotation of a GenBank genome assembly
GCUCGCGCUGGUAGUGAGUUUGCACUGUCUCAUAGAGUUUUGACCCUUCGCCAAUUUCAUGCCCUCUAUCAGGAAAUUAAGCAUUAUAGUCAGAUCCCCACUAAAACGCCAGGCAGGAACUCUGGAUCUCUCCUUGAUGAAGCAUGCCUUCUGUGUUGUGACGCCCCUCCUUCCGCAAUUUUACCUUGCGGUCACAAUUUCUGUCGGAGAUGUAUUGACGAAUGGCUGAAAGCUUCUUUCAAGCUACCUCCAGAACGCCACGACUCCUUCACUACGAGGCGGUAUUCGUGUCCACCCGCGCUAAAGAAUCGGCAACAAUGCCCCCUCUGUCGUGAACCGUGUCCACGCAGUACCGAAGCUUGGGAUCUGAUUGAUCCUCCGGAUGAGUUCGAAUGUCGUAGAGAGAUGUCUCGUGUCCUGCUCUACCUCAUUUCCAAUGCCGGAAUCUCAUCUCAUCAUGACCAUUGA